Molecule: messenger RNA, 1269 nt
Organism: Cydia splendana
Lineage: Eukaryota; Metazoa; Arthropoda; Insecta; Lepidoptera; Tortricidae
Gene: DnaJ-8
Product: dnaJ homolog subfamily C member 25 homolog
Exons: 1
Coding region: 86-1105 (339 amino acids)
Biological process (GO): protein folding
Cellular component (GO): endoplasmic reticulum membrane
Source: RefSeq, a predicted model, not a curated record
UGCAGUCUCGCAGGCUUUUUACAGCACGUUUAUUAAUAUCGACGAUAAUCUUUACAAUUCCGACUCAAGAUUAUGCUUUAAUACAAUGACGAAGUACUUACAUUAUUUGUUUUUCAUCUUUCUGUCAUGGCACGUCGCCACGGUCUCGUCCGCCGAUCACCUGCUGGAAGGUAUUUAUUGUGGAAAAGAAAACUGUUACGAAGUCUUAGGGGUCAACAGAGACGUGACAAAAAAUGAAAUCGGAAAGGCAUACCGCCAGCUGGCGAGGAAAUACCAUCCGGACAUGCACAGAGAUCCGGAGGCUAAGAAAGUUGCAGAAGAGAAGUUCAAGCAAAUCGCGACCGCAUACGAGAUACUUCGAGAUGACGAAGAAAGGACCGACUACGAUUACAUGCUUGACAACCCUCAGGAGUACUACGCCCAUUACUACAGGUACUACCGGCGGCGCAUGGCACCUAAAGUCGAUGUUCGCAUUGUGAUUGCUGUCACUAUCUCAAUUAUAUCGGUAAUCCAGUACUACAGUGCCUGGUCAAAGUACGACACGGCUAUUAAGUAUUUUAUGACUGUGCCAAAGUAUAGAAAUAAAGCUCUAGAAAUUGCCAAAGAAGAAACGAAGGAACUAAACUCAAAGAGUAAAGGGAAUAGAAAAAGCAAGACGGAGCAAAAGGAGGAGCAAGAUAGAAUCAUACGCAGAGUUAUUGAAGAGAACAUGGACAUUAAAGGAGCCUAUGCAAAGCCAGAAAUCACAGACAUUCUCUGGGUGCAGCUAAUAAUACUGCCUUACACUAUUUCUUAUUAUAUUUAUUGGUACAUGAGGUGGUUUUGGAAGUUUACCAUUUUAAGGCAGCCAUAUGAAGAGCAGGAGAAAUUAUAUCUAAUUAGGAAGUAUAUGAAGCUAGGUCAGCACCAGUUUGACUCAUUAGAAGAUAGCGAGAAGGAAGAGUAUCUUGAUGAAGAGUUGUGGAUUAAAGACAACUAUGUAGCUUGGAAGGCAAUAAAAGAUGAAGAAGCCAAGAAGGCUUUAGCCGAAAAUAACAAAUACAAACAGUAUCGGAGAUACAUCAAGUCACACGGGGUGGGACGAAUGACUUUUGAUGACUCUUGAUGAAAUUAUGUUGUGAUAUUUAUGUUAACUCUAGGGUCUUUUCAACCAAAAUCACUUUUGUACUGUCUUAUUUAUUUAUACAUAUUAUAUGUUUGUGACAUCCUUUGGAGAGUUACGGUUAAUGCAUUUAAAUCUAUUUUAAAAAUAAAACAUAAGUUAUACAA